This is a messenger RNA of Dinoponera quadriceps, 1643 nucleotides long. It is a transcript of the gene Pus1, whose product is annotated as tRNA pseudouridine synthase A, mitochondrial. The record is from RefSeq and is a predicted model, not a curated record. Bases 262 to 1566 code for a protein of 434 amino acids. Gene Ontology annotation, molecular function: pseudouridine synthase activity; RNA binding. Lineage: Eukaryota; Metazoa; Arthropoda; Insecta; Hymenoptera; Formicidae. Gene Ontology annotation, cellular component: nucleus. The transcript has 5 exons. Gene Ontology annotation, biological process: mRNA pseudouridine synthesis; tRNA pseudouridine synthesis.
GAGAUCUCCUCAUUGGACCAUCGAUUGUGUUCCGAUAUACAACUCCGACGUACGGCGUGUUAUAUUCCAGGCCUUAAUUGCAAGAAAGACAUAACCUUUUACAACAUUACUCUGUUCAUUUUAAAUAUAAUUAAAGUGUGGAUAUAUUGAAAUUGUGCAUUUAAAAAAAAUACAAUUAAUGUAAAGCUUUGAAAAAAUUCUCCUCGAGAAAGGGAGAAUUUCAUUGAUAUUGUAGCGUAAAAAUUAGAAAACAGAUUAUCAAUGUUGCGCGAGACAAAACAUCGUCUAUUGAACUCUUUUACAGUCUAUUGGGUAAAGUUUCAGUUAGAUAAAAUAUAUAACGGUUUAAAUAGUUGCAAAACUAUGUCAAUGACAUCUUUAAUUAAAUCUGAUGUAAAUAUUACACGUGGUGAUAAAAGAUCCAUAUUAGAUAGUGACAAUGAAAAUGAAAUCAAAGUACAAAAGACAGAAGUAGGGGAAGUAGCAGUGGAAAGAAUCAAAAGAAAAAAUUACGUUAUUAUGCUGGGCUAUCUUGGUAAAAAUUAUUACGGAAUGCAAAGAAAUCCUGGUGUGAAAACUAUUGAAGAAGAUUUGGUCAAUGCUUUAUUAAAAGCAAAUUUGAUAACCACUGAACAUUUUGAAAAUUUACGUGCAAUCAAUUUUCAAAGAGCUGCGCGUACAGAUAAAGGAGUGUCAGCAAUUAGACAAAUUGUCUCGUUGAAGCUGCCAGAAAAUCCAGAUAAAACAAUAAUUAAUCAGUUCCUACCUGAUGUAAUCAGAGUAUUUGGAAUAAAAAGAGUGACAAAAGGUUUUAAUAGCAAGAACCAGUGUGACGCACGUACUUAUAGAUACAUCAUACCUUCUUUUGUAUUUGCAUUGGAAAAUCAGAAUUUGUUAAAAACUGAAGAAAUUGAUAUUGACGAGAGAGUCAAACAGUUAUCAACUAUUGAUGGAAAACCAUGUACUGACUAUAGAUUAUCUACAGAAUCUUUAAAUAGAUUAAACUCGAUUUUAAAACUUCUCGAAGGUACUCACAAUUUCCAUAAUUUUACAUCAAAAACGAGGCCAUUAGAUCCACGUGCACGUCGCUACAUCAUCAGUUUUCGUUGUGUAGACACUUUUGUUUCAAAGGAUGUAGAAUUUGUGAUAUUAGAAAUCAAAGGGCAAAGUUUUAUGCUACACCAAAUCCGUAAAAUGGUUGCGAUUGUAGUCGCAGUGGCGAGGAAUAUCAUACCUGAAGAAACAAUCAAUGAAGCCUUUAAAAUACGCAAAAUAGACAUACCGAUUGCACCAAGUUUAGGAUUAUGUUUGUGCCAUGUACAUUAUGAAUAUUAUGCUAAAAGGUAUGGAACGGAUGGUAUGCAUGAGACAUUAGACUGGAAGGAAUGCGAAGAGGAAGUAGAGAAAUUUCAAAAGGAAUAUAUUCUGCAGUACAUAAUAGACACUGAAAUUUCAGAAAAUACCUCAUUAAAAUGGGUAGCGACGCUUCCGGAAUAUGCAUUUUGUAACACGGAGCAACUUCCUGCGGAAAAUGAUGGAGAGGAAACCGUGGACAAUGACAUGUGAAUGUAUCAUAUAUCAAUCAUUUGGCUCUGCCUCUCUCUGUAGUAAAUACAUUUAUGAAAUGCAUCAAGUAAUUUUUA